AUGGCGAACAUUACGCGCACCGAGGGGCGUGAGGAUCUUAGCAAUGAGCCUCAGCAGCAUGGCGCGGCGCAGCAGGGGGGAUUCUCCCAAUCCAGCAGCGCGCGAGCAUCGCCAAUGUUUCAGGCGCCUCAAGAGGCGCCUCAAAUUUCGCACCAGGGCAGACCCCCCCAGUCCAGCAGCGAGCGAGCAUCGCCAAUGGUGGAGCACAUUCGGUCCAUGAUCCGCUUCCGCGGCGGGCCCAUCAGCGUCGCCGACUACAUGGAACAGGUGUUAACGAGCAGCAGCGCAGGCGGGUACUACAUGCACAGGGACGUGUUCGGCAGGGAGGGCGACUUCAUCACGUCGCCUGAAAUCUCCCAGAUGUUCGGCGAGAUGGUGGCAGUGUGGGCGAUGAUGACAUGGCAGCAGCUGGGCGCGCCUGCUAGAGUGCGACUAGUGGAGCUGGGUCCAGGCAGGGGCACACUCAUGGCUGACCUGCUGCGCUCAUCCGCCAAGUUCACGCCCUUCAGCGCAGCAGUGGAGGUGCAUCUGGUGGAGGUGAGCCCGGCUCUCAGGCGCCUGCAGUGGUCCGCCCUCAAAUGCCGCCCUGCAGAGACGGAAGAGGGGAGGGCGGAUGUUGGUGGGGCGCAGGGUGGGAGGGCGGAUGAUGGGGGAGCGGAGGAGAGGAAGGCAAGCAGUAGUAGAGUGGCGUCAGCAGGUGAAGCAGCAGUAGCAGCAGCAGGCGGGCUUGGCCCCGAAGGGUCACCAUCUGCAGCACCAUCGCAACCACAAUCACCCUCCUCCUCAUCAUCGCCCUCCUCCUCCUUAUCACCAACGUCAUCACCAUCACCAUCACCAUCACCAUCACCACCAUCACCAUCACCAUCACCAGCAGCAGCGGCAGCAGAGGAGGUAUCCCCGGGGAUGGGAGUCUCGGGGCUGAGUGGAGCUUCAGUGACGUGGCACUCUGCUCUGGAGGACGUACCUGAGGGAGUGCCCACCAUCCUCAUCGCACACGAGUUCUUUGACGCCCUGCCGGUCCACCAGUUCCAAAAAACGGAGAGAGGGUGGUGUGAGAAACUGGUUGAUGUGGCAGAACUGGACAAAGAAGGCCAUCCAUCUGAAGCCCCCUCCAACCCAAGCCAUGCACAAGGGGACACCAGUGGCCAUCCAUCUGCCGAAUACCCUUUCCGUUUUGUCCUUUCCCCCGGGCCGACCGCGGCAAGCACUCUGUGUCUUCUUCCUCGCAUGCAAUGGGCCCCAUUGGAGGAGCGGGCGGCAGCCGUCCACGUGGAAGUUUGUCCUAUAGCAGUGAAGAUUGCGCUGCAGAUCACGGAGAGGGUGGCGAGAGACGGUGGGGCGGCGCUGAUAGUGGAUUACGGGGAAGACAAAUUAAUAUCGGACAGCCUUCAGGCCAUACGCAAGCAUGAGUUUGUGAAUGUGUUGGAUGCGCCUGGAACGGCGGAUCUGAGUGCAUAUGUGGACUUCGCUGCCCUCCGCCAAGCCGUCACUGACUCCAAGUUGCCAGCUCGAGCCUAUGGCCCUAUUACCCAAUCACAGCUGCUGGGGCGGCUGGGCAUCAACUUCCGCGUGGAGGCGCUGCUGCGAGUGGCAUCAGAGCAGCAGGCAGAAGCUCUCAGAGACGGGUACUGGCGCCUCGUGGGCGACGGGGAACCCCCGUGGCUCGAUGAGGAGGAUGAGAGCGAGGGCGUGGAGGGGGGGAGAGUGGCGAGGGAUGGGGAGGUGGGAGUGCGUGGGGUUGAUGAUGGGGUUGAAAGUGAUUCUUCUGGGGAAGGUGGUGGUAGCAGUGGCAAGAGGUCGUUUGUGGGAAUGGGAUCGAGAUACAAGGCUCUUGUGAUUGCAAGUGAGAAGCUAGGCGUGCCGGUUGGAUUCGAAUGA
Molecule: messenger RNA, 1878 nt
Organism: Closterium sp. Yama58-4
Lineage: Eukaryota; Viridiplantae; Streptophyta; Zygnematophyceae; Desmidiales; Closteriaceae
Source: the annotation of a GenBank genome assembly